AUGACUACCACCCAGAAUAUCAAGUCCCGGUUCCCCGACCUCAACUUUGUCAAGCCCUUGCCAGUCGAAAGACACCCGAGGUACAAACCGUUUAAUGUCAAAUUUGACCCACAACAUUUACUCCUACCGAAAGGCCAUGUUAAGGAGACGGGAAGAAAGCAAAUGCUUGUCGAUUCGGUUGUUGACCGCGAUACACCAAUCCCAUUACGAGACGGGCUUCAUGUGUACGCCGACAUCUACCGGCCAGUCUCUUCAGAUGAAACUCAAGUCCCUGUCGUGAUCUGCUGGCGUCCGUACGGAAAGUCUAGUAUCAGCCUCGAUGGGAUUUGGCACCGUUCGGGAGUCCCCAAGGACUGGACUUCCGGGUAUGAGACGUUCGAAGGAUUGGAUCCCGCCGAUUGGUGUAGACGGGGAUACGCGAUCGUGAAUGUCGACGCUCGCGGUGCUCAGUUCUCGGAAGGAACGUUCUUCUUCUGGGGCGAUCAAGAGGCCGAGGAUAUAUAUGACACUAUCGACUUUUUAUCGAAGCAGUCAUGGUGCAACGGCUCCGUCUGCAUGGGCGGGAAUUCAUACUUGGCAAAAGCCCAAGUCAGCUUCGCUUCGAGGCAAUCCCACCCGGCCUUGAAAGCACUGGCUCCUUGGGAGGGAUUUACCGAUAUAUACCGUCAACUUCUUCGCCGUGGCGGCUUUGCAAUGCAAAAUACCUUCAUGUCAAAGUACCAGUGGGGGGUCGCUGGGAAUCAUGAAGUUGAAGACAUGGCGCAAAUGGUGAAGACCCAUGCUUUAUUCGAGACGAAUAUUGGGCUGGGAAUUGAGAAGAUCAAUGUCCCGAUGUAUCUUUUGGGGUCUUUCGCCGACCCUUUCCAUGUCUACGGUUCCUUCGACACCUAUCGCCGUGCAGGUUCAACAAAGAAAUGGAUGCGUGUUCAUGCUAAUUUCGAAUGGUAUGAGAUGUGCGAGCGAAGCUCCAAUGACGACCUGCAACGCUUCUUUGAUCGCUAUUCCAAGGGAAUUAUGAAUGGCUGGGAACAUGAUACGCCUCCCUUGCGUUUGUCUCUUCACGGAUGUGGAUCUAUUCCGAAUAUUAUGGAAAGACCAGAAAUCGGGUUUCCGUUUCUCCGACAAAGCUUGCAAACAUACUAUCUCGACGCUGUAACUAAAUCACUACAUGCAUCUCCACGCGACAGAGGAUCCUCUGCUUGUCACGAUGGGCAUGGUCUUGAGGCUUUCUACAUCGCUCAGAGAUCUAACAAAAAUUACCAGGAUUUUGUUCUGAAGUUUGGUGAGUAUACUGAGAUCGCCGGCUAUGCCAAAGCCCGCCUCUGGAUGUCCUGCAAGCAAAAGGAUGAUAUGGACGUUGUAGUCCAGCUCCGGAAGAUUGAUGGCUCCGCCAAUCUUCUUGAGGGUGUCAACUUCCCCUGUCUGGUACCAGAAAGCGAAGUGCCACCGGCUGAAACAUCUAAACUCUUUGGCCCUCAGGGAUUUCUCCGAGCUUCCUCCUCUAUCUCCCGUGACCAGGCACGUUCAAGCACGGAUUGUCAGGAGAUCUUCUAUAGACAUGAUCGCGCGGAAAAGAUUUCACCCGGAACUAUUAUUCCGUUGGAAAUUACACUGUGGCCUAUGGGAAUGGUUUUCGCAGCCGGAGAAGGAAUCUUGCUUCGCAUUGGAGGCCACUUUUUGAGUGCACCUCCGGUCGUACUUAUGAAACCCCAGGAAUCCGACGAUGAGAAUGUGGGCCAGCAUUACAUACACACGGGAGGAAAGUAUGACUCGUGUCUUGUACUUCCGGUUAUUGCUGGAAGCAGGGCGUAA
This is a messenger RNA of Penicillium atrosanguineum, 1812 nucleotides long. RefSeq lists its product as uncharacterized. Gene Ontology annotation, molecular function: dipeptidyl-peptidase activity. Lineage: Eukaryota; Fungi; Ascomycota; Eurotiomycetes; Eurotiales; Aspergillaceae. The record is from RefSeq and is a predicted model, not a curated record. The coding region runs from base 1 to 1812 and encodes 603 amino acids. The transcript has 3 exons.